AAUACUCAAAGUCCUGGUGGCAAGAAAUCAGAAUAACCGAACAAAAUGGAUUUGGGUUAUGCUUCAGCAAGGGAAAGACCUCAUGCAGUGUUUGUUCCCUACCCAUCUCAAGGCCAUGUCACACCCAUCAUGCACCUGGCCAAGCUCCUCCACUCCAGGGGCUUCCACGUCACCGUCGUCAACACCGAGCACAACCACCGGCGCUUGAUCCGGUCCCAUGGGCCGGACUCCGUGAAGGGCCUGCCCGACUUCCGCUUUGAGGCCAUCCCCGACGGGUUGCCGCCGUCCGACAGCGACGCCACCCAGGACGUCCCCUCGCUCUGCGACUCGGUAAGGAAGAACUGCCUUGGCCCGUUCCGGGAACUCCUAGCGAGGUUGAACUCGUCCGAGGACGUCCCUCGAGUGAGCUGCGUGAUCUCGGACGGCGUCAUGAGCUUCGCCAUCGAGGCGGCCCAGGAAAUUGGAGUUCCUGAGGUUCAGCUCUGGACUGCCUCUGCUUGCAGCUUCAUGGCUUAUUUGCACUACAGAGAACUUGUCAGGAGAGGGAUAUUCCCAUUCAAAGAUGAGAACUUCCUCAGCGAUGGCACACUGGACACGCCUAUAGAUUGGAUACCCGGCAUGAGAAACAUCCGGCUGAAAGACAUCCCCAGCCACAUCAGAACAACCGACCCCGACAGCAUCAUGUUUGAUUUCAUGGGGGAAGAAUCUCAGAACUGCCUAAGAUCCUCGGCCAUUGCUUUCAAUACGUUCGAUGCCUUCGAGCGCGAGGUCCUAGAUGCAAUCGCCGUCAAAUUCCCCUCCAUAUACACCAUCGGCCCGCUUUCUCUGAUGGUGACUCGCCACGAGGAGGAGGAGACCGAAUCCAAAUCCAUGAAGUCGAGCCUGUGGAAGGAGGACACAGAAUGCCUGCGAUGGCUCGACGAAAGAGAACCCAAUUCAGUGGUAUACGUGAACUACGGCAGUGUGACAGUUAUGUCGGGGAAGCAUCUGGAGGAGUUCGCCUGGGGGCUGGCGAACAGCAACCACCCUUUUAUCUGGAUCGUCCGGCCCGACAUCGUGAGGGGCGAGCCAGCAACAACCCUGCCCCGGGAGUUCCUGGACGGGAUUAGGGGCAGGGGAAUGCUGGCGAGCUGGUGCCUGCAGAACAAGGUGCUGAACCACCCUUCGGUAGGGGCAUUCUUGACGCACUGCGGAUGGAACUCGAUGCUGGAGAGCGUGAGCGCAGGAAUGCCGGUGCUGUGCUGGCCAUUUUUUGCCGAUCAGCAGACGAAUUGCCGGUACGCCUGCACUGAGUGGGGGAUCGGAAUGGAGGUUGAUCACGAGGUGAGGAGGGAGGAGAUUGAGGGGCUGGUGAGGCGAGUGAUGGAAGGUGAAGAAGGGAAGAGGAUGAGGGAGAGAGCUCGGCACUGGAAGGGAGAAGCUGAAGCUGCAACUUCUGUUGGCGGGUCAUCAUAUGACAACUUCGAAAGGCUUCUUGAGGAACCUCUUGCGUUCAAGAAAGGAGACCCUGCCUAGAAUCAAAGGCCCUCUUGGGUUUAUUGUGCUUGAAUUUUUGUAAUUCAG
Molecule: messenger RNA, 1563 nt
Organism: Rhodamnia argentea
Lineage: Eukaryota; Viridiplantae; Streptophyta; Magnoliopsida; Myrtales; Myrtaceae
Product: linamarin synthase 2-like
Exons: 2
Coding region: 46-1515 (489 amino acids)
Molecular function (GO): UDP-glycosyltransferase activity
Source: RefSeq, a predicted model, not a curated record